Molecule: messenger RNA, 879 nt
Organism: Chrysochloris asiatica (Cape golden mole)
Lineage: Eukaryota; Metazoa; Chordata; Mammalia; Afrosoricida; Chrysochloridae
Product: C-type lectin domain family 4 member G-like
Exons: 9
Coding region: 1-879 (292 amino acids)
Source: RefSeq, a predicted model, not a curated record
AUGGACAACUCGGGGUACAGCAAGUGGAGCAGCAGGUCUGCAGAUGUCCCUGGAGGGCACUGGGGACGCUGGGAGUGCGAGGGACGGACGUCCUUCUUGGUGGCAUUGGCUGUAUUGGUCGCUGCAGUCCUGUGGGCCAUCAUUCUGAGCAUCCUAUUGUCCCAUGCCUCCAAGGAACGAGAGGAACUACUGGACCACCAGGACCUGCUGAGAACAAACGCCUCGAAGCAGGCGGCGGCGCUGGACAUUCAGGAGAAGGAGCUCGGAGCCUGCAGGACUUGUUGUUCCGAGACGCAAGCGCAGCUGCAGACCUCACAGGCGAAGCUUAAGGAGGCGCAGCAGAAACUGCUGGAGCAGGGGAGCACCCUGAAUGAACUGCGCGAAAGCGUGACCAAGGACUUGGCUCAGGCGCGCAGGAAUCGCGAAGACUUCCGCAACCAGCUGCUUCGGGCGUUGGAGGCCGCCAACCUUGGGAACAAUUCCUGUGAACCGUGCCCCACGUCGUGGAUGCCCUUCGCGGGCUCCUGUUACCUUUUCUCACAGAAGCGGGGCAAGUGGCAAGAGGCACAGAAGAGCUGCGCAGACUCCGGCGCGCACCUGGUGAUCGUGGGGGGCCUGGAGGAGCAGACCUUCCUGAGUCGGAACACAAGUGGGCGCAACUUCUGGCUGGGUCUGAGUGCAGUGCGAAGUAAGAACAAGAUCCAGAGCUAUCAAUGGAUGGAUGGUGUCCAGCUCACCUUCAGCCACUGGAACGAAGGGGAGCCCAAUGACUGGUGGGGGAAAGAAAACUGCAUCGUGAUGCUGCCAACAGGACUGUGGAAUGAUGCAACCUGCUCCGUGAUGUAUAACUGGAUCUGCGAGAAGAGGCACCGAUGCUGA